Sus scrofa (pig) is the source of this 7642-nucleotide messenger RNA. It is a transcript of the gene ZNF592, whose product is annotated as zinc finger protein 592. Lineage: Eukaryota; Metazoa; Chordata; Mammalia; Artiodactyla; Suidae. The record is from RefSeq and is a predicted model, not a curated record.
GAGCCGCAGCCCCGCCCGCCACCGCCGUCGCCAUGUUGUGGCUCCCGCAGCCGGCGCUGGGGACGCGCGCGGCCGAGCCCGGGGCCUGCAGCCGCCGCCGCCGCCAGGUGGUGUUUGGAAACUAGACCAUGUGCCUAGGUAGAAGUUAUUCCUUUCUUCACAGCUCUACACCCCCAGCAACACUCACCACACCCUUGUUUUGAGAACCUCACUGAGUCAGUCCAGCAGCAGUCUGCAGACGGGCAUUUGGAAGCCACUGGACCAGGUCAUUUCUGAGGUCCCCUGCAGCUCUGACAUCCUCCCUUGCCAGCAUCCAGCCAUGGGGGACAUGAAAACUCCAGAUUUUGAUGACCUUCUGGCUGCCUUUGACAUCCCAGACCCCACCAGUCUUGAUGCCAAGGAGGCCAUCCAGACCCCCAGUGAGGAGAAUGAGAGUCCUCUCAAACCUACAGGCAUGUGUAUGGAUGAGAAUGUGUCCUUGUCUCACUCAGGAUCAGCCUCAGAUGUGCCGGCGGUAAGUGUUAUUGUCAAGAACACCAGCCGCCAGGAGUCGUUUGAAGCGGAGAAAGACCAUAUUGCUCCAAGCCUCCUGCACAAUGGUUUCCGGGGCUCAGACCUUCCUCCAGAUCCCCACAACCUAGGCCACAACUGUGGGAAGUUUGAUUCCACUUUCAUGAAUGGAGAUAGUACCAGGAGUUUCCCUGGCAAGCUGGAACCUUCCAAGUCAGAGCCGUUACCCACUUUUAACCAGUUCAGUCCAAUCUCUAGCCCAGAACCCGAGGAUGCCAUCAAAGAUAAUGGGUUUGGAAUAAAGCCCAAGCACUCUGACAGUUAUUUCCCACCCCCUCCUGGGUGUGGACCUGUGGGGGGCCCAGUCUUGGAGGCUCUGACUAAGUUUCCAGUCCCAGAGCUGCAUAUGUUUGAUCACUUUUGUAAGAAGGAACCCAAGCCUGAACCCCUGCCCUUGGGGAGUCAGCAGGAGCAGGAGCGAGGUGGGCAGAAGACAGUGGACCCUCACAAGGAGCUGGAUGCCAGUCGAUUCUUUGGGGAAGCUUUGGAGUUCAAUAGCCACCCUGGCAACAGCAUUGGAGAACCUAAGGGACUUGGCCCAGAGCUCGGCACCUGCUCAUCAGUGCCCCCUAGGCAGCGUCUGAAGCCAGCUCAUUCCAAGCUGUCCUCUUGUGUUGCAGCGUUGGUGGCCCUGCAAGCCAAACGAGUUGCUAGUGUCACCAAGGAAGAUCAGUCUAGCCACACAAAGGAUCCCUCAGGGCCCACAAAAGAGGGCUCCAAAGGCAGCCCCCAAAUGCCCAAGUCACCAAAGAGUCCCCGGAGCCCUCUGGAGGCCACUAGAAAAAGCAUCAAGCCAUCGGAUAGCCCUCGGAGCAUCUGCAGUGACAGCAGCAGCAAAGGCUCCCCUUCUGUGGCUGCCAGCUCUCCACCAGCGAUUCCCAAAGUCAGAAUCAAAACCAUUAAGACAUCAUCAGGGGAAAUCAAACGGACUGUCACAAGGAUCCUGCCAGACCCUGAUGAUCCCAGUAAGUCCCCUGUUGGGUCACCCCUAGGAAGCACUGUUGCUGAAGCCCCGAGUGAGGUGGCAGAGGAUGAGGCCACUGCCAUGCCUGGAGAAGAGCACUUUGCUGAGGUGGGCACAAGUUCAGGGAGCCCCCAGGGUGACACAAAGGGGGAUGAGAGUGUGAUGAAACCCAGUGAAUCUUCAUCUUCCUGCUGCAGCUCUGGGUCCCGAGGCUCAAAGGGGGCUGCUGCAGGGGCACAGAUGGGCAAGAAGCAGCAGCAGAGCACAGCACUGCAGACAUCUGCCCAGGCCCCUGCCAACCUCCUGCCCAAAGCCGUGCACCUGGCCAACCUGAAUCUGGUCCCCCACAGUGUCGCCGCAUCAGUGACAGCCAAGUCCUCAGUGCAGAGGCGGAGCCAGCCGCAGCUCACCCAGAUGUCGGUGCCCCUAGUCCACCAGGUGAAAAAGGCUGCCCCACUGGUUGUAGAGGUCUUCAACAAGGUCCUCCAUAGCUCCAACCCUGUGCCCCUCUAUGCACCAAAUCUCAGCCCUCCCGCGGACAGCAGGAUCCACGUGCCGGCCAGUGGGUACUGCUGCCUGGAGUGUGGGGACGCUUUUGCCUUAGAGAAGAGCCUGAGCCAGCACUACGGCCGGCGGAGCGUCCACAUCGAGGUGCUGUGCACACUGUGCUCCCAGACGCUGCUCUUCUUCAACAAGUGCAGCCUGCUCCGGCACGCCCGUGACCACAAGAGCAAGGGGCUCGUCAUGCAGUGCUCUCAGCUGCUCGUGAAGCCCAUCUCUGCGGACCAAAUGUUCGUGUCAGCCCCUUCGAACUCUACGGCACCAGCAACCCCAGCUCCUCCUUCCUCCCCCAAACACGGCCUCACUUCGAGCAAUGCCAGCCUUCCCCUUCCAGCUUUGCCGCUCUACCCAGAUCCUGUGAGGCUCAUCCGGCACAGUAUCAAGUGUCUCGAAUGUCACAAGCAGAUGCGCGACUACAUGGCUAUGGCUGCACAUUUCCAGAGGAUGACGGAGGAAACCGAGGGGCUGACUUGCCAGGUGUGCCAGAUGCUGCUACCCAACCAGUGCAGUUUCUGUGCCCACCAGCGGAUCCACGCCCACAAGUCCCCCUACUGUUGUCCGGAGUGUGGAGCCCUCUGUCGCUCUGCCUACUUCCAGACCCACGUAAAGGAGAAUUGCCUGCACUAUGCCCGCAAGGUGGGCUACAGGUGCAUCCACUGUGGGGUCGUCCACUUGACCUUGGCUUUGCUGAAAAGCCACAUCCAGGAGCGACACUGCCAGGUUUUCCACAAAUGUGCAUUCUGCCCCAUGGCCUUCAAGACUGCCAGUAGCACCGCGGACCACAGCGCCACCCAGCAUCCCACUCAGCCCCACAGACCCUCCCAGCUCAUUUAUAAGUGCUCCUGUGAAAUGGUCUUCAACAAGAAGAGGCACAUUCAGCAGCAUUUUUACCAGAAUGCCAGCAAGGUGCAGGUGGGCGUCUUUAAGUGCCCUGAGUGCCCGCUCUUGUUCCUGCAGAAGCCGGAGUUGAUGCAGCACGUCAAGAGCACGCACGGUGUUCCCCGGAACGUGGACCAGCUGUCAAGUCUCCAGUCUUCAGCAGACACGUCCUCAAGCCGCCCUGGCUCUCGAGUUCCCACUGAGCCCCCAGCCCCCAGUGGGGCUGCUCGGGGCAGCUCCCUGCCUUCUAGCCGCUGGGGCAGGCCUGAAGCCCAUCGCAGGGGUGAGACUAGGCCCCGGCUGAGGAACACCGGCUGGACCUGCCAGGAGUGCCAGGAGUGGGUUCCUGACCGGGAGAGCUAUGUGUCCCACAUGAAAAAGAGCCAUGGUCGGACAUUGAAGCGGUACCCGUGUCGGCAGUGUGAACAGUCCUUCCACACCCCCAACAGCCUGCGCAAACACAUCCGCAACAACCAUGACACAGUAAAGAAAGUCUACACUUGUGGGUAUUGCACAGAGGACAGCCCCAGCUUUCCUCGGCCCUCCCUCCUGGAGAGCCACAUCAGCCUUAUGCAUGGGAUCCGAAACCCCGACUUGAGCCAGACGCCCAGAGUCAGGCCUCCGGGUGGACAUUCCCCUCAGGUGAACCAUCUGAAAAGACCAGUCAGCGGAGCGGGGGAUGCUCCAGACACCAGCAACGGCUCGACUGUCUCUUCCACCAAAAGACACAAGUCCCUUUUCCAGUGUGCGAAAUGUAGCUUUGCCACAGACUCGGGGCUCGAGUUUCAGAGCCACAUACCUCAGCACCAGAAGGACAGUUCCACAGCCCAGUGUCUCCUCUGUGGCUUGUGCUACACCUCUGCCAGCUCCCUCAGCCGCCACCUCUUCAUUGUUCACAAGGUGAGAGACCAGGAGGAAGAAGAGGCGGAGGCGGCAGAGGCAGAGGAGGGCUCCGGGGAGGAGGUGCCCAUGGAGACCAGGGAGAAUGGACUGGAAGAAUGUGCUGGAGAGCCUCUGUUGGGCGAUUCAGAGGCAAGGAGGUCACUGGGCCUGGCCCCUGACAAGGACAGUGCCCGAGAUGCUCAGAGUCAACAGGCCUCUCAGGACCAGGACAGCCGCACACAGUGCCCGCAGGUGUGACCAGAGGCUUUGCAGUGUGCAGUCAGGGUGGUGCCGCUGUGUCCUCCACCUGCUCUCUGGACAGUGGGAAAAGAAAGGCUCCACCCUGAUGUGAGUGUGGCUGCCUGUGCCCUGGAGCACUGUCUGCCCUAAGCUGCAGGGGGGCUGGGCAUCCCUGGGCCCCAGGAGAUGCAGGGUUGCCCAGCACCCUCACAGCUCUGAAUUCGCUUCUGUUAUUUAUGGCUUUGUGCUGCUUCUUGGUACCCCAAUUCUUGUCUGUGUCCUUCCAACCCCAGGCUGCUGAAGUGGCCCAGCCCCAAUGCUGUCAACUCGGCUUGACACCCCUCAGCGGCUGUGCUCUUCUGGGAGAUUCCCCCUCGCUGCCUUAGCCUUGAAGCAGCAGCUCUCCUUCUUGCUGCCAUCAGAGCCUGAGAGCAGGCUGAGGGGGUCGGCACAGUCCCUCUCAGAGAGCUCGCCCAGCCUGGCUUGCAGAGGGCCCUUGGUCACCUUGCCCCUCCUUCCUGUCUUCUCUGAUUCUUUCCCCGCAAAAUAGCCCUGGAGAGCUCAUUGUCACGCUGGCUCAUCCUCUCUGUGUUGGUGGGAGAAAUUUUUGCAGCACACCUCCGUUUGGAACCCGGGAGAGCAGGAGAUGCAGCCAAGGCAGGCAGGCACCGAGAGGCAGACCCCCUUCAGCAGGAGCUGUGCGUCCUUGUUCUGCUGCUGUUCUGCCUUUCCUGAUAAGUGGGGUUGGGGGCACACAGACAUUGGAAUAUUUGUACUCUUGCUCCUGUGCCAUUAGAGAGGCUGCUGCUGCCCUGGGCAGGCCAGCCCCUCCUCCUCUCGGCUACACUCAUGUUGCUCAGACUAUAUUUCAAAUAAAAAAAUCUUCUUACCACGCAGGUAGGCUCUUGUAUUCCUCUUCAAAUGAGCCUGGCCCUACCUUGCUCCACCUAAGGGUCUCAUUGUCCCAUCUCAGAGGGAGAACAAUGUUUCCUGCAGGCCAAGGAAGGUCCCCUCUAGACUUUGGAGCUGUGGUUAUGAAAUCAGGAGCGCAGUACUUCUGAAGGGGUGAGGGGACGGUCAUAAUGCUGGUCAAGAGUCACCUCCAAGGUCUCCUCUGAGCCAGCGGCAUUCAUUGGCUUUUAGGGUCUAUUGAGAAUGUUCUGGGAACCUCUGUCUUUCCUACAAAUGGUUUUUCAAACUAAGAGAACCCUUUACUGGUGGGAAGAGGGGGAAGGAAAGAGGGGAGGAAUUCUGCAGUUUUCUUGUGCUGUUCAGGAGGCCUUGGUAUUGCCACUGGCACAGGGAACUCUGGCAGAGUUCUCUUAGAGAACUGGGCUUAGCCAUGGGAGGCUGGGCUGUCUUUUCACUGAUGGCAGAGGUAGGACUGACCAGGCACAAGGAGCUGGCUGUGUGAAGGUGUCUUGACCUCUGUUCCAAGUGGCUGCCACAGCCCUGCAUGGGUGGGAUGUGGGACUAGGCCCAGCAGGAUGUAGUGCAGCAAAGGGAAAUGGGUGCCGACUGCAUUCUUAGAGGUGAUUUUUUAAGGAAGGCAUUAAAUAUCAAUUAUAAAUUAUUAAGUCAGAUAAAUAUACCUGACCUUUUCACAGUUGGAGAAAAAAACACAUUUUCUUCCUCUAUCAAAUGCCAAAUUUCUAGUGGAAAUGCUAAUGGCAUUAGGAAAGGUUAAUGCUUGUUUCAGUUUCCGAGAGCCAGUGCUUUUUAAUGAUGGCCAUAUCUGGCAAGGCCACCAGGUCCCUGCUUCCCAGGCAGGCGGCAAGGGCACACUGGGCCUAUAUCCAGCUGCGUACAGAGCCAGAGCCAGCCCCAGAUCAGCUGCCGUCCCUCCCUAAUUCCAGUUCAGUGUGCCCACCCUGCACCCGGGGCGUUCACAGGAAAGAUUAUAGAGGAGGCUGCUGGAAGGGUUUGAAGUGGAUAGCUGAUUCUCUUCCUUGCUCAGACAUUGGGAGCUGGAGCUGGGGGAGAGGAGGUAGUGGAAUCAGAGGUUUGCCCUGUGCUGACCUGAGAUCUAUCUCCUUCCUGGGAAUGGCGUGGAGUGGAAAGAAUGCCGAGCCACUCAGCACAGCCAGGGUUUGCUCUCAACCAGUCCUUAACAAAUCCCUAGCUUCACUGGCCACUUACUUCCCUUCAAGGUAGACCUAGGGAUUCCCAUCCAAGUCGCUUCACGGGCUCUCGUGAGAUGAGUGUGGGAGCUUUUUCUAGUUAGAAAACACUAUCAGUGUCAGGGAUCCCUGACUUUCGGCAUGGAGGGUGGAGGGCACCUUGCCUGUCCUUCACAUGUGGCUGCUGGUGGGCCGUUAUGAUUGCUCCCCAGCACCUCUCCACCAGUUGGGAAUAGCGAUAAUAGCAGCACUGGGAGCCCUGCUCAUGGGCCCGGCACCUUGCUAAAAACACUUUCCAGGGAUUCUCAUUUAGUCCUCACAGUGAUCUCACAGUUACCCUGCAUUUUAUAGAGAAGAAAACCAAGGCUCAGAGAGGUUAGAAAACUUGCUGGGCGGCCUUGUAAAUGAAGCCUGUGUGGUUCUAAAGUCCUUGAUGUCAACCACAGCGUUGCCUUAGUGACCCGGCUGCUUUGGCUGGCUGCCAGCUGCCAUCCAGACAUCUGUUUUCCUACCUCCCCUGCAGUUGGGGUGCCCCACUGAGCGCCAGGUAUUCGUUGGAGUCAGUCUGUGCCUUGUCACCCCACAGAGGGCCCUGUGCAUCACAUUUGCUUUUGAUGUUCUGGAGCAUGUGCAGUGACUCUCUGAUCCUUCAUUCUCACUGAGAUUUAUCUUGCCAUUUGAAGGCCAUCGUUGGGGUGUUGGGUGAAGGAGGGGAGCUAGCUAUUCCAGAAAAGGUGGCCCAGCUCUCACAGGGAACAUGGUUCCCUCAGCGUCCAGUAUUUUUGAUUUUUUUUUUUUUUGAAAAGAUGUUGUUGAAUAGUUGUGCUAUCAUUUGUUAUCAUCAGAAAAUGCUUGCUGUAACAAGCAUUUAUCUGCUGGAGGGAACCGCUCUACUGAUCAAGUUAUACAGAUAAGAUCCCCACCCCUGUAGAAACCACAACUUAACACACUCUAAGGCUUGACAAAUGACUAGUUUUUAUUUUCCAACUGCUUUAUCUCUGUAAAAUGAUAUGCCAAAUCAUUGUAAGCUAAUUGGUGUGGAAAGAAUUCUUCCCUUAACUGAUGUAAACAGUCUGAUUUUUGAAAACUUAACAACCGGGGCUCAGUGAGUUCAACACAUUUUGCCUUCUCUGAGACUGAAAACCCCUGCCUGCCCUGGUCACCACUGUAUAUUCAGCUUGGCACCCUCUCUUUCACUUGUUUUUUUAUUUUUGGUAAGACAUCCAAACAAUGCAAAAGAGAAAACAAUGAAAAGUAAGCUUCCCAGUGGAGAUCAGCCUUCAGUUCCCCAAGCCCCCUCUCCAAAAUUAAUCACUUAUCUAUAUCUUAUGUAUCCUUUCUGAGCAACGCUAUGCAUUUACAAGUUUAUAAAUAAUGUAUAUUUAUAUAUCUAUUUUUAAUACAAAUGGUAGCAUUCUAUACACAC